Dictyostelium purpureum is the source of this 2568-nucleotide messenger RNA. RefSeq lists its product as uncharacterized. Gene Ontology annotation, biological process: proteolysis. The record is from RefSeq and is a predicted model, not a curated record. The coding region runs from base 1 to 2568 and encodes 855 amino acids. The transcript is spliced from 2 exons. NCBI's taxonomy places the organism in Eukaryota, Evosea, Eumycetozoa, Dictyosteliales, Dictyosteliaceae. Gene Ontology annotation, molecular function: dipeptidase activity; metallopeptidase activity.
AUGAAUCAUUCAAUAAUUAAAGAUAUUGAUGAAUUUAUAAAUUAUCAAAUAAAUGAUAAAUCAAUACCAUGUAUUUCAGUAACAAUAGUAGAUAAAAACAAUAGUUUAUUUAAAAAAGUUUAUAAUCAUAAAGAUAUAAAAACACCAAUACCAACAUUGGAUAAAAGUUUAUUUAGAGUUGCAUCAGUAUCAAAAUUAUUUACAUAUGUAGGUCUUUUAAAACUUGUAGAUAAGAAUUUAAUAUCAUUAGAUGACCCAAUCACAAAAUAUAUUCCAAAUUUCUCUUCUAAAAAUCCACAUUUUCAAUAUGAUGAUCAAGAUGAUGAAGAUCAUUAUAAAAAAAUAACAAUAUUUAAUUUAAUAAGACAUACUUCAGGAUUAAUUAGAGAACCAAUAGAAGGUAAUUAUUUUAAUGAAACUCAGUGUGAUUUAAUUAAAUUAGUCGAAACAAUGGAUAAAUCAAAUUUAAUUACAAAACCAAGUAAAGAAUACAAAUAUUCAAAUGCUGCAGUUGCAAUUGCUGGGUAUAUUAUUCAAGUAGUUUGUGGUAUUACCUUUGAAGACUAUAUCGAAAAAGAAAUUUUAGUACCAUUGGGUAUGACAAGUAGUUCAUUUAAAAAUAUUAAUUCAGAAACUAAAGUCACCGAUGAAAACAAACUACAUACAGCUGUUGGUCAUAUGUGGAGAUAUUGGGAUGAAACUACAAAUGAUUUAUCAGUCUAUACAGAAGCACCUUUAACCCACUUUGGUAUGAAUCCUGCUUGUGGUUUACGUACAACCAUCAAUGAUAUAGAAAAGUUUCUUCAAUUCUUUUUGAAUCAAGGUGAACCAUUAUUAAAGAAAUCUACAUUUAUGCAAUUUAUAAGUGGUCAACCUUUAGACAAACCAAUUAUAGUAGAGGAUCCAUUUGAUUAUAAUCCAACAUAUAGUCAUGGUAUUGGAAUUGAAUUAAAUGAAAUGUUUAAUUAUCUAUUGGCUCGCCAUGGCGGUGCUAUAAAUGGUUUUGCAAGUGAUUUUAGAGUUUUACCAGAAUUAGGUUUAGGUGUUUUCACAGUUUCCACUUUAGAUCUUUGUAAUUCCAUAUCACAACAAGUAUCAGAGUAUUUAAUAUUACAAGUCGCACCCAAAUAUUUACAAUCAUCGCACAUUCCAAUUAAAAAGUAUGGUAAAGAUUCAAUUGAAGAAAAAAUUAAAACAAGAAGAAAUUUUUUAAAGAAUACAAUGUCAGCUGUCGAUAUUAAUGAUAGUCUCUAUGAUAAUAUAAAAGGCUAUUGGUAUCUUGAAUCUAACGAUGAAAAAGAUGAUUAUAAUGACUCUAACUAUAUGGAAAUAUUAAAAUCAUACAAUGGAACCGUUUAUUGUAAAUUUUCCAUUCAAGCUAAAUUAAGAAUGUUAAAUUCAAUUGAUAGUGAUGGCAAAGAAAUUACACAAAUUAUUACAAGUGAUAGAACGUCAUGCAAUCAAAUAUUACUUUCAAUUCCAAAAGACUAUAAUUUCAAAGACUAUGAUUCAAAUCCAUUAAAGAUAUUCAAUUUUUUAGUUAGAGAUACUUUUCAAGCACAACAUGACUUAAAAUACUCAAAGUAUGAACCAUUACCAACUAGAGAAGAGAUUUCAAUACCACCACCAGAAGAACCAUUCAAAGAAUUAUGUGGAAUGUAUUUAGCAAAAGAUCAUAUGGCACUUAUUUUUGAAGAUAAUGGUUGUUUAAAUAUAAAUAUAGAAUGGAUAUUUAUUAGUAAAAUGUCAUUUCAUUCAGCACAGCAAAGUGGAUCAUUUUCAAUAUGCAAAUUUUUAUUAUCACCAAAAUCAAUUUAUAAUAAUGAAAUGGUUACCAUUAUAAUGAAAGAUGGAACUCCAACUCAUUUAGAAUUAUCGGGUAUACCAUUCAAUUAUAAAAUGAUCUCAACUAAUCAACAUCAACAGGGUGUCUAUCCAAUAGAGAAAUGUAAACAAGUUUUAGAAGAAUCAUUAAGUAUUCCAUUCCCAUUCGAUAGUGAAGUCCAUAAAAAUCAUAAUCUUGUCGAUCUUUCAACCAUUUCAAAUACAAUAAAGUUUGAUAUCAAAUAUGCAAGUACUGAUAAUUUUGUUGGAAUCAAAUUAUAUCCAGAAGCAAAAGCAUUUUUAAACCGUGAAGCUGCAGAGUCACUAUUAAAAGCUCAUAAUUGGUUGGUAGAUAAUUGGAAUGUUGGUAUUAUAGUAUUCGAUAGUUAUAGACCAUGGAAUGUAACCUGGGCUUUUUCAAAUUCAGUGGCACCAGAGUUUAGAGGACUAUAUGUUGCAAACCCAGCAAGAGGAUCAGUCCAUAAUCGUGGUGGUGCAUUAGAUAUCUCGUUAUAUGAUUUAUCAAAUGGUAAAACUAUCGAAAUGCCUGGUAAUUUUGACGAAUUUAGUAUUCGUUCACAUAGAAGUUAUAUUGGGGGUACAUCUCGUCAACGUUGGUUUAAAAAAUUAUUAACAAUUGCUUUAAUGAAUAAUAAUUUUAAACCUUAUGAAUUUGAAUGGUGGCAUUUUGACUUUAAAAAACAAUUGCCAGUUUUAAAUUUAAAAUUUAACGAAAUCAAAUAA